Molecule: messenger RNA, 681 nt
Organism: Anopheles funestus (African malaria mosquito)
Lineage: Eukaryota; Metazoa; Arthropoda; Insecta; Diptera; Culicidae
Product: cuticle protein 21-like
Exons: 3
Coding region: 59-487 (142 amino acids)
Cellular component (GO): extracellular matrix
Source: RefSeq, a predicted model, not a curated record
AGUUACACAUUCGUCAGAUUCAGUUCUAACCGUACAGGACAUUCAACAGCACUCAAAAAUGGCCCUUCGGUUUGUAGUUCUUGCCGCCUUUGUCGCUACCGCUAGUGCGGUGGCAAUCGGAUAUCCAGCCCCGUUGGGUGCUUAUCCUGCUGUGGCUAAGGUUGCCGCACCACUGGCCGACUACGACCCUAACCCGCAGUACAGCUACAGCUAUGCCGUGUCGGAUGCUCUGACCGGUGACAACAAAAGCCAGCAGGAGUCUCGCUCGGGAGAUGUCGUGACUGGCUCGUACUCGCUCAUCGAGCCUGAUGGUACUCAGCGUGUUGUUGAGUAUACUGCCGACCCAGUCAAUGGAUUCAACGCCGUUGUUCACCGUGGUGCCGGUGUAGUUAAGGCGGUAGCCCCGGUUGCCAAAUUCGCCGCGCCACUUGCAUACCCUGCCGUCGCCAAGGUUGCGGCUCCGUUGGCCCAUCCCUACUACGGAUAAACGACUCAUCACCGGAAAUCCUGCAUAGAUACCUCCCCCCAUUGCUAGAUAUUUAUUAGCUCGUUCCAUCACUUCUUAUCCUUUCGCCUUAAACAUUCCUUAAAGCAGCUUUGCAAGCGACAGCUUCAAGCGAAUAGAAACUUUUAUGUUUGACUGUGUGACUGAAUAAAACGCAAAAAAUGGUAAAGAAACAA